AUGCGUGGUGACAGACCUGUCACACAUCAACCCGUGUCACUGGAGAGCUUGGACUUCAGCUCCCAGAACCCCCAGCAGGAUCACGUGACGCUGCAACUUCCCUCCAACUCAGAAACCUCGACGGACUGCAUUACCCACAAUGCUGUCACUGCAGAGAAGAGAAUGCUGGACAUGGCUCCUGAUGCUGUCGAUGACACCUUCUCAGAGUGUCGUGACAAAAUGAUGCAGAAAGUUACAGCACAAGGCGGCCUGUUGCAGAAAGAGCUCAAGGCUAAUAAGGAUUUUGCAGACAUGUGGAGGAAUCACACUGGAACUUGUGAGAAGCAAAUUUAUGGAGGGCAAAAACAUCACUUGGCUGCACUGCAGGCUUAUGGGAAUUCUAGAUUUCAAUUCCGAAAGACAUUUAACAGACUGGUUCAGACUAAAGGCAGCAACGCCACAACAUACAACGACGAAUUUCCCUUCAAGUCUCUUCACUUUCUGCUAACAGAUGCCUUACGACUUCUUAACCACGGCAAAACAUGCUACACUGUGUACUUUGGCACAAGCAACCAGUAUACAGCAGAAAACGAGACGGAGGUGCGUUUUGGGAGGUUCAUACGUGCCAGUAUCCAUGAAAGCCUUGAAAUUGAACAUAUUAUCACAGCAGAUGAAGGCACGCUGUUCAACAUCACCUCCUGUUCUGUGGUUAAUGUGGAGAACUUCACGUGCACUUCUGAGGAAAUUGAACGGCUUAUUUCCCCAGCUGAGGUCUUCAGAGUGCAGAGCAUCGAGACUGCUUCAACUGAUGAUGUUGACUAUAAAAUAAUCACUUUAAAACAUUCAGGCUUUCUGAGCAACCAUGACUGCUACCUUUUUCAGAGGUAA
This is a messenger RNA of Colossoma macropomum (tambaqui), 867 nucleotides long. RefSeq names its product T-cell ecto-ADP-ribosyltransferase 2-like. The transcript has 3 exons. Bases 1 to 867 code for a protein of 288 amino acids. NCBI's taxonomy places the organism in Eukaryota, Metazoa, Chordata, Actinopteri, Characiformes, Serrasalmidae. The record is from RefSeq and is a predicted model, not a curated record. Gene Ontology annotation, molecular function: NAD+ poly-ADP-ribosyltransferase activity; NAD+-protein-arginine ADP-ribosyltransferase activity.